Molecule: messenger RNA, 1490 nt
Organism: Abrus precatorius (Indian licorice)
Lineage: Eukaryota; Viridiplantae; Streptophyta; Magnoliopsida; Fabales; Fabaceae
Product: farnesyl pyrophosphate synthase 1
Exons: 12
Coding region: 182-1210 (342 amino acids)
Biological process (GO): trans, trans-farnesyl diphosphate biosynthetic process
Cellular component (GO): cytoplasm
Molecular function (GO): (2E,6E)-farnesyl diphosphate synthase activity; dimethylallyltranstransferase activity
Source: RefSeq, a predicted model, not a curated record
CACACACACACAACACUCACUGGGUGAGUGGCUCCAAACUGGUCAUUCCUGAAAUUCCUCUUCUCUUUCUCUCUCUUUCUCUGUUCCCUUUUUCUUCCAUCACCACCACAAUUACAAUUGCAGUUUUAGGAACCUUUUUAUUUGUAACCUUAAUUGAUUAUUCUCUGUCUUCUUCGGAACCAUGGCGGAUCUCAAGUCCACAUUCAUGAAUGUCUAUUCCGUUCUCAAAUCUGAGCUCCUCCACGACCCCGCUUUCGAGGCCUCCGAUGAUUCUCUUCAAUGGCUCGACCGGAUGCUGGACUACAAUGUGCCUGGAGGAAAGCUGAACCGUGGACUGUCAGUUAUUGACAGCUACAGAUUGUUAAAAGAAGGACAAGCAUUAAAUGAUGAUGAAAUUUUCCUUGCCAGUGCUCUUGGUUGGUGUAUUGAAUGGCUUCAAGCAUAUUUUCUUGUUCUUGAUGAUAUUAUGGAUAACUCACACACACGUCGUGGUCAGCCAUGCUGGUUUAGAGUACCCAAGGUCGGACUGAUUGCAGCAAAUGAUGGAGUUCUACUACGGAACCAUAUUCCGCGUAUCCUUAGGAAGCACUUCAGGGGAAAGCCAUAUUACGCUGAUCUUCUGGAUUUGUUUAAUGAGGUUGAGUUCCAGACUGCUUGUGGACAGAUGAUAGAUCUGAUCACCACACUGGAAGGAGAAAAAGACCUGUCCAAAUACACAUUGUCACUGCAUCGGCGUAUUGUCCAGUACAAGACUGCCUAUUAUUCAUUUUACCUUCCAGUUGCUUGUGCAUUGCUCAUGGCGGGUGAGAAUCUUGAUAAUCAUGUUGAUGUAAAGAACAUUCUUGUUGAGAUGGGAACAUACUUUCAAGUACAGGAUGAUUAUUUGGAUUGCUUCGGUGAUCCUCAAACAAUUGGAAAGAUAGGUACAGAUAUUGAAGAUUUCAAAUGCUCUUGGCUAGUAGUGAAAGCCUUGGAACUUAGCAAUGAACAACAAAAGAAAGUUUUAUAUGAGAACUAUGGGAAGCCAGAUCCAGCAAAUGUUGCUAAAGUGAAGGCCCUGUAUAACGAGCUUAAUCUUCAGGGUGUAUUUGCGGAUUACGAGAGUACGAGCUACGAGAAGCUGGUAACAUCCAUUGAUGCUCAUCCUAGCAAAGCAGUUCAAGCUGUAUUGAAGUCCUUUUUGGCUAAAAUUUAUAAGAGGCAGAAGUAGAGUCACUGUAAGGUCAAAACUAAUUGUUGAAGAUGCAAUAGAAGCUUCAUCAUGAUUGGUGGCCAAGAAAUUUUUAAAAAUCGAUCUUCCUAGUCUUUUUUUUCUUUUUUUUUUGUGAUGUGAUCUUCUUGUAUUUUAUCAUGUAGACUUUCUUGGGAUACUUGUUUGACUAGUAAUUUUUUUCUCUUCUGAAACUUGUUGGAUCUUAUUACUAUCAUUUGUGGUUCAUCAGCAAACCUCAAGUUUGCCAGUGAAAUAAAAAUAUAUAUACAUAAAAUUG